Messenger RNA from Puccinia graminis f. sp. tritici CRL 75-36-700-3, 363 nucleotides. RefSeq lists its product as uncharacterized. NCBI's taxonomy places the organism in Eukaryota, Fungi, Basidiomycota, Pucciniomycetes, Pucciniales, Pucciniaceae. Bases 1 to 363 code for a protein of 120 amino acids. The record is from RefSeq and is a predicted model, not a curated record. The transcript is spliced from 5 exons.
AUGGGUUGUUUUCCUGGCUCUCAAUACUUCCUCUAUUCCCGAAUCCCUCUUCGGCCUCAUUACCAAUCCGCGGGAUUGACCACUGCCCUGUGCCUAUUCAUCACCAAUACCCAGUCUUCGUCCUUGCGGAUCGCCGCCAAAUACCAGAAAGAGAGCUCGAGCAGACAAAGAUGCACAUUGAUGUCAUGGGAUGUUUUCAAUGAGCCAAGCCGCCCACUGACCAAUUAUCAUGUCAAGCCGGUCGAGGUUGAUAUUGAAUCUGGCCAGAUCUGGCCUUAUAUCCCGCACUCUUCUCAGAUUCGAAUUUAUAAUGGAGUUCCUCAACCACAGCUCUCAGCUUUGGCCAAACACGCAGGCUUAUAA